CUAAAUGGGUGAGGGGCAUUAAGGAGGGCACUGUUGGGAAGAGCUCUGGGUGUUACACGUAAGUGAUGAAUCACUAAAUUCUAUUCCUGAAAUCAUUAUUACACGAUAUGUUAACUAACUCGAAUUUAUAUACAUACAUGUAUGUAUCUGGCUCAGGGGAGUGGAUCUGUGCUGUAUUGGGCACAUGGUGCCCACUCUCAUGUCCAGAGCCGAGUCCUAGGUGGGGACAACAUAUCAACUGCCAAGCAACCUGCUGACAUUGGCUACAAGACCUUCUUUACCUCCAUGAUGCUCUUUGCUGUACAUGGGGACUACUUCUGCAGUGCCCAAGCCUACCACUAUCUCCAGUGGCACUGCUCCCAAUGCCAGGCUGCAGAAGAACAGGAGACCUCAGGAGUCCUGUAGAACUGGGGGGCUACUUUCCUUGAGCAGAGGGGCCUGAGGCAUGCUGUGGAAUGAUCUCACCUGCAAUCAUUUCCAAGUCAAGAGAACCAGGGCCUUAAUACUGCUGAGAAAA
Messenger RNA from Acinonyx jubatus (cheetah), 517 nucleotides. RefSeq names its product cytochrome c oxidase assembly protein COX14-like. Lineage: Eukaryota; Metazoa; Chordata; Mammalia; Carnivora; Felidae. Gene Ontology annotation, biological process: mitochondrial respiratory chain complex IV assembly. The transcript has a single exon. Gene Ontology annotation, cellular component: mitochondrion. The coding region runs from base 142 to 405 and encodes 87 amino acids. The record is from RefSeq and is a predicted model, not a curated record.